Messenger RNA from Cantharellus anzutake, 2142 nucleotides. RefSeq lists its product as uncharacterized. The record is from RefSeq and is a predicted model, not a curated record. The annotation marks the transcript as partial. Lineage: Eukaryota; Fungi; Basidiomycota; Agaricomycetes; Cantharellales; Hydnaceae. Gene Ontology annotation, molecular function: GTPase activity; microtubule binding; GTP binding. Gene Ontology annotation, cellular component: membrane; microtubule; cytoplasm. The transcript is spliced from 11 exons.
CUCCCCCAGAUAUGCGUUCUUGGAUCCCAGUCGGCUGGGAAAUCAUCUCUCAUCGAGGCGAUCUCAGGUGUCCCCCUUCCAAGAGCAUCGGGCACAUGCACAAGGUGUCCUACUGAGUGCAUUCUAAUUCAGACAGAUGGCCCUUGGUCCUGUGAGAUCUGCCUCCGAUUUCAGUAUGAUGGUCAGGGCCAGCAACUGGCGUCCCACCGUAGAAUCCCAUUUGGCGCAGAGAUCACUAACCCAGCAGAUGUCGAAGACAGGCUCAGACGAGCCCAGGAAGCCAUAUUGAGUCCCGCAUUAGAUGACCCAAAUUUCCCAGAUUCCUUUCUCAAUAACGAAAGGGCUCCCAAUGCCAGGACCGUUUCAUUUUCACAUAAUUUCAUUAGCAUGACCAUCAAGGGACCGGACGUCGUCGACUUGUCCUUCGUCGACCUCCCAGGCAUUAUUGCGAGUGUUGGCAGCGGGGGCCAUCAGUCCGACAUUGAGAAUGUCAAGAGUCUUGCGACCCGCUACGUUUCCAUUCAGAAAAGUAUUGUCCUCCUUGCGGUAACAUGCGAUACCGACUUCGAAAAUCAGGGUGCGUGGCAGAUCGACAAGAACCACGAUCCGCAGGGCGUUCGCACUAUUGGUGUUCUCACCAAGCCCGACCGAAUUGAGCCCGGGAACGAGGGUCCAUGGUUUUCCCUCUUACGAAAUGAGAGAGAGCAUCUUGAACAUGAAUGGUUUUGUGUCAAACUGCCUGGACCAGAGGAUCUGCGCAACCGCAUCAGUAGAGCUGAAGCCCGGGAAAGGGAGAACCAGUUUUUUGGGCAGCCGCCGUGGUCAUCUAUGCAUGAUGUGCAGCCACGACUCACCGUGGAGAGCUUGGUGGAGCGGCUCAGCGAGGUGUUAUCGGAAGCAAUUGCUGGAAACCUGCCAGAUAUCCAAGCCCAAAUUUCAGAAAAAAUCUUGGAAACCGAAGCAGAGAUAAAAGCGCUUCCCGUCGACCACAGCGACGACCCCGUCAAUACGCUUCUUAAGAUGCUUGGCGAAUUUUGCAGAAGUGUGCAGGUCGAAAUUGAAGGCACGCCAUCAUCUGAAGGUCUCAUUCAAAAAAUUAGGCGUCACCUUAUCGACUUCCGGAACGAGCUACGCGGUACUGCACCGCGCUUUGUACCUUUCGACAAAGGAUCGCGUGAAGCUCGUGAGGUUCCCUUCAUUGAGUUUCUCGAUGAGCAAGAAAGGGAUUUAGGUGACAAGGGUACGCUUCCGAUCAUCUAUCUCGACGAAGUCAAGAGAAUUGCGGAGGAGUCUAUAUCGCGUGAAUUGCCCAAGAAUGUACCUUUCGCAGUCAAACGGGAGCUUAUUCGCCGGUCUAUCCUCAGGUGGAGAGAACCAUGUGAAACACUGUUUAGCAGGGUGCAGAGCACUGUCGAGGAGCAUUUCGAUCCAAUUGUUCACAACCAAUUUGAUCAGUUCCUGACACUCUUUCAGGCCGUCAACAUUGCACUAAGCGAUCAGCGCUCGGCUUGCCGUGCAGUGACUGCAGCCAAGAUAGAGUGGAUGCGCAAAGUGGAGGAGACGGCCACAUUUACUCUCAACACAAAUUACCUGGAGAAUUAUAGGGUCAAAUUCGAAGAGAAGUACAAAAGCCUUCGACGUAAGAGGGCUACUAGUUACUCCGAUGCAAUCCGUAAGUUACUGCACCCUGAGAGUCAUGCAGGGGAUUCCAAGCCAUACAAUGGUCGCUUCUAUGCAGAAGGGUCUGUGCCUGCUCCCAGCGAGCGAGACAAACGCGAUGCUCUCCUCCGUGCCCUCACGGACUUUGGUCUGCCAAGUAGCGUUGAAGACGUGCUUAAGCUCUUGCCUAGCGAUUCCGCCGAUGAAGCUAUUGAAAUCAUGUCAGAUGUUCGAGCGUACUGGCAAGUUGCAUUCAAACGGUUUGACGACUAUAUUUCCCUGGCGAUCGAUAUGGACUACGUUCGAGGCUUCGGGGAAGAGUUGAUCGCAAGGCUGAUACGGCGGCUCAAUGCAACUGACGAGGAUCGUUGCAGAGAGUACUUCGCACUGCCUCCACAUGUGGCAGCGCAUCUUAGGACGCUUCAGGAGAGACUGAGGCGCUUGGAGGAGGCUCAGAGGGAAAUCCAGACAUGGGCUGCAUGA